CGACUGUCCUGUCAAACAGCGGUGUGAAUGUCCACAUCUGUGCUCCUGUGUUGUUAUAUACGUCACGCGUGACGGCUGAGGAGAAAACCCCCCCAGCAGCGUUCUCGUCCAAACUGUACAGGCCAAAAACAGAAUCUGAAGUAGAUCAAACAGUGGGCUGUGAUUCAGCGAGCAAAUGGCGUUGAAAAGAAUCCAAAAGGAACUGACAGAUCUACAGAGAGAUCCUCCAGCCCAGUGUUCAGCAGGUCCAGUCGGAGAGGACUUGUUCCACUGGCAAGCGACAAUAAUGGGGCCGAAUGAUAGUCCAUAUCAAGGAGGAGUUUUCUUCCUCACGAUUCACUUCCCAACAGACUACCCAUUUAAACCACCAAAGGUCGCGUUCACAACAAAAAUCUACCACCCUAACAUUAACAGUAACGGCAGCAUUUGUCUGGACAUCCUGCGGUCUCAGUGGUCACCUGCGCUCACGGUAUCCAAAGUCUUGUUGUCCAUCUGCUCCCUGUUAUGUGACCCGAACCCAGAUGACCCGCUGGUACCCGAGAUCGCACACACAUAUAAAGCAGACAGAGAAAAGUACAACAGACUAGCGAGAGAAUGGACGCAAAAGUACGCCAUGUGAGAGAGUGCCUGCAUGAACCGCUCCAGAAUCAAACGGACAGCGAAACGUGUUUUUACUUUGAACAAGAGGAGUAAACAUGAGUGAAUGUUGAGUGGAUUGAAACUAAAACAACAGACCCUUUGGCCAGAAGCAGAAUGAGGAGGUGAGAGUCUCAGUCCUCCGUCAUGUGCCGUUGUUCUCACCGCGAAUCAACCUGGAAUAAAAAAAAAAACACACAAACAAAACUCCAGGAAAACUGUCAAACCGGACAAACCUCGGGGUGCCACAAAACCCAGGAACUUAGACUUGUAGUUAGCUCUAUUAUUACUGUCAUUGUGGAUUUUUUCUCAGUGUUACUCUCGUCAUCACUGUGCUGUGGUAUGCUGAAUGAGGAAACGGUGGGCUGUUGGAAAGCUGGCGGUGCGGAUUUUAAGGAAAAUGUUGACUUUUCAAACAGUUUACGAAUGUAAAUGUAAAAAAAACGGAUGUAUUUUUGGCUGUUAGACAGAAUGUACACUGCAAAAACUAAUCGUUCUUGAGGUUUUAGGCUUGUUUCAAGUCCAAAUAUGUAAGAAUUCUUAGAGAAGCAUUUUCUAGACUAGUUAAAAAUUAUGUUUUGUGUCAAAAUUAAGGGAAGUUUUCCUUAAAACAAGCAUAAUAAUGUGCCGUUGGAGUGAGUAAAAUAGUAUUGCUAUCAGAUUAAAAUAAGUUUAUUUUAUUAUUAAGUUUAUUAUUGCAUUUUUUAUAAUUAAUUGUUUAAUUCACCCAAUUAUUUAGCUUGUUUUAAUAAAUAACUUACUUAAUUUGGACGACUUGUGUCUUAAAAAAAAACAGUAUUUUUUGCUAGUCUUGAAAGGCUUCUUGCUUUAGGAAUUUGUAGAUAUUUGGACUAAAAUGGGACAAAAACUAAGUAAGAAAACAUUUAUUUAUUUAUUUUUGCAGUGUAUUGCCUUCCAAUGCUCCCGCCGUUUCAGUGUUAUUCCAUAAAACACUACGAAUGUGAUUUGGGAAACGGUUGUGUCUCUAAUGAGCAGGUGUGAUUUUUAUUUUGGAAAAAAAAUGAAGAAAAAAAAA
This is a messenger RNA of Danio rerio (zebrafish), 1672 nucleotides long. It is a transcript of the gene ube2d4, whose product is annotated as ubiquitin conjugating enzyme E2 D4. Gene Ontology annotation, molecular function: ligase activity; ubiquitin conjugating enzyme activity. The record is from RefSeq and is marked validated. NCBI's taxonomy places the organism in Eukaryota, Metazoa, Chordata, Actinopteri, Cypriniformes, Danionidae.